AUGAAUCCUGAGAUGGAGAGUUUGGAUGUACGAAAUGCAGUCUACCGUUUUCUCUCUUCUCGUAUACCCAUCCCUGAUGUUCUCCCGUACAGGUAUGAUGCGCGACUUCUGCUCGAAUCUCUGCCCAAUAUAUCCUCUCAGCCGGAGGCCAUCUCAAGGGCCAGUUCCCCAGGAGGGUGGUCUGACCUCCCAUCCGACGCUGAGGACACGUUCUUCUUUACCGCAGAAGAGACAGAGGACUACCGGCGUGACAAGCGGCGUCGCGUGAUGGACCAGGAUGGGUCCGACGAGGAGAGAGACCCCAAGGAAAGCUGGGGUGGCAGCGACGAGGAGCCCGACGACGCGCAGCGCAAGUUAAUGCGCCGCACCGCGUCCCACAUUCUGUCCUCACCCAACCCCGCGCAGCUCGAGAUGCGCAUCCUCGCGAACCACGGGGCGGACCCGCGCUUCGCGUUCCUGCGCGGACGGUGGUCGUGUGCGUGGCAGCUGGCGAGGGGGAAGGUGCGUCUAGAGCAGGAAGAGGAGAAGAACCGGAGGGCGGCGCAGGCGAAGACGCAGAACCUCAUCGGCGGUCUUGCGGGGUAUGGUGAUAGCGAUGAGGGGAGCGAGGCCGCAGAAGAAGAAUAUCAGGAGGAUGUCCGGGAAGCCCCGUUGGAGGGUCGUGGCACGGCAGAGGUGGCUGGGUCCUCGGAGCUGUCACAUGAAGUUGACAAUGCGGUUAAGGCAGCGAGACGUGCUCGGGCACGAGAAUGGGCUGAGAAGCGGCGGGCUGCAAAGGAGGCAGCAGAUGCUCGAAACAGCGAGUCUUGACGGUAUCCUCACGUGUUUAUUAGUCCGUUUAAUAAUUGAUGGAGUACUGAUGGAGCGGGUUUUCACUAUGUAUCUCGUCU
Molecule: messenger RNA, 890 nt
Organism: Dichomitus squalens LYAD-421 SS1
Lineage: Eukaryota; Fungi; Basidiomycota; Agaricomycetes; Polyporales; Polyporaceae
Exons: 3
Coding region: 1-810 (269 amino acids)
Source: RefSeq, a predicted model, not a curated record